Molecule: messenger RNA, 648 nt
Organism: Aspergillus terreus NIH2624
Lineage: Eukaryota; Fungi; Ascomycota; Eurotiomycetes; Eurotiales; Aspergillaceae
Exons: 6
Coding region: 1-648 (215 amino acids)
Source: RefSeq, a predicted model, not a curated record
AUGAAGAUCUCCGCUGCUGUCGCUGGUCUCCUCGCCUCAGGCGCUUUGGCCCACGUUGGAAUGGGCGGCACCGAGGAAGGCAAGAACAUGCUUUCCGCAGCCCAGCCGAUGGACACCGUCAAGCGAGAUGGCAUGAAGACCGACGGUGACAAAAUCAACGUCAGUGGCCACGUGGACUCUAACCUUGGCAACUUCCACAAGAGGGACGACAUUGAUCCCGUCAAGGUCGAUGCAGGCGCUGGGGUUGACGCGGACGCCGAUGUAAAGGGACACGUCAAGAGAGAUGAGAUCGAUCCGGUCAAGGUCGAUGCAGACGCGAGUGUGGAUGCGGACGCGAGCGUGAAUGGACACGCCAAGAGAGACAGGCUGCGAUGGGCCAGACGUGAUCGCAAGGCCAAGACGGGUGUUGCUCGUAGAGAGAUGCCAGUCCCUGGAUCCCAGCAGAACGGCCAGGGCCGCAACCGUGAGAAUGAGCCCGAGACUGAGUCGGACUGCAGUGGCAGUGACACUGAUUGCGAACGCCGGGGAAAGGGACACAGGGGACGGAGAAGCCUCCGCCGGCGGGCAAAGAUGGCGAAGAAGGCCGUUGAGGAUGGCAAUGAGAGCAGUGAUAGUGGCAGCAGCGAGGGGGAGCUUGAGAUUAUUUGA